AUGGUUCCUCAGAUACCUCUUUGGGAGGAAAGUUGUCCGGAGAUGUGUCCUUGCAAAGUCGAGAGCAAUGUGUCUGGUCAUGAACUAAAGAAGUUGGAUACAGAGAUAGAAGCAGACAAACUCUGGAAGAAGGCAGCCAGACCAGGAUUCUUCCCCAAGUCAGCAGCGAGCCAUUUGGUCUUGGCCUCACUUGGAAGCUUCCCAUGUCCUCUGGUUUUGCUGCAGGAAAAACCUCUGGUACUGCUUGUACCAUUGACAAGCCCUGAUUUUAGACGAAUAGGUGAAGACUGA
Microthlaspi erraticum is the source of this 291-nucleotide messenger RNA. The record is from the annotation of a GenBank genome assembly. Lineage: Eukaryota; Viridiplantae; Streptophyta; Magnoliopsida; Brassicales; Brassicaceae.